UGAUGACCUGAAGGAGGUAGGUACACCGACCUCUAAUGUCAUCUGUCAAAACGUUGGACUGACUGAGGCAGUGCCGUGUUUACGUCAGAGUGGGGCAUUAAAUUACUGAGGACAGUAGGUCGUGUAGCUAACUACCGGCCGCAGAAUAGUUCCAAUUCAAAGAUAUAUUAGUUAGUAAGUUUGUAUACAUUUUCAGGGGGAGGAAGACUUUACCCAGCUAGCUAGAUGCAAGUGACGUAGCUAGCUAGCUGGUGCGAGCUCUGUAUUUAAGGUGUGCUUGUGAAUCGAAUUGGCUUUAACAAGUUAAGUUUUUUUCAAAGAUCUGAAAGAUCUGAAUUGCACAUUUGAGUUGGAGACUGGGGAUGGACUUUCUUGCUGGCUGCAUUGGAGGUGCUGCCGGAGUCUUAGUAGGACACCCUUUUGACACGGUUAAGAAGAGGUGUUACUCUGUUAGUAGAUACUGCCUCAGAACAGUACACUGUAGUAAGACUCCAAGUCCAGAAUGUUGACAAGCCUCUCUACCGUGGAACUUACCACUGUUUCCAGUCCAUCAUACGUCAGGAGUCAAUGUUCGGACUGUACAAGGGCAUUGGCUCCCCCAUGAUGGGCCUGACGUUUAUCAAUGCCAUAGUGUUUGGAGUGCAGGGGAACGCCAUGCGUUACCUGGGCCAGGACACCCCGAUGAACCAGUUCCUGGCCGGGGCCGCCGCCGGGGCCAUCCAGUGUGUCAUCUGCUGCCCCAUGGAGCUGGCCAAGACACGCAUGCAGAUGCAAGGCACAGGGGAAAAGAAGUCCAAGAGGAAGCUGUACAAGAACUCCCUGGAUUGCCUGGCCCGUAUCUACAAGCGCGAGGGGCUACUUGGGGUGAACCGUGGCAUGGUCACCACCCUGAUCCGAGAGACCCCUUGCUUUGGAGUCUACUUCCUGACCUAUGAUUUGCUGACUCGUUCCAUUGGCUGUGAGCCAGGCGACUCUUAUGUAAUCCCCAAGCUGCUAUUUGCCGGCGGGAUGUCUGGGGUUACCUGCUGGCUGUCCACCUAUCCCGUUGACGUGAUUAAGACCCGUUUCCAGGCCGACGGUGUGGGCGGGGUCUACCAGUACAACAGUAUCGCUGACUGCGUACGUCAGAGUGUGAGGAAGGAGGGGCUUCGAGUCUUCACACGAGGUCUCACCUCAACACUGCUCAGGGCGUUUCCUGUCAACGCUGUCACCUUCGCCACCGUCACACUAGUGUUGAUGUACGCCCGGGGGGCGGAGGAGCCCAAGGAAUGUGAGUCGGAGACCCCUGGUGGAGAUCGCCACACUGGGCAUCCAGCCUGUGACCUGAGUCUUGGAGGGGUUACUCCCACUUGAGCUGCUCUGCUGUGUGACUCCUGUUUCGGCUAUAUCCAGAUAUGCAGUGUGAGACUGUACUUGACUUGUAAAUAUAACAGGGGAAGGCAACUACAUUUAGCCGCUGGGCAAUUCAUUUCUGAGCUGAUUGUCAGGGGUCAAGAACAAAAUUUGGAAAAAGUAAUCAACAUUGCAAAUUGACAAUGUCUAAGCCCAACAAUAUAUUGUAUCCGAUAAAAUAAUACCGUAUACAGAAACACGAUUACAAUAUAUUUAUAUUUUGUUAGUUGGGAACCAGUUUAAGUGAAUUCCUGGUGAUUUUUUGGUGUGUCUAAUAUAUUUGAUAUCCAUUUUAUGAAACUAUUCCUCUCCUCCUGUUGCCAACCUGUGUUGUAACCCAUGUUGAAACUACCUACAUUGCUUGUCUAAUGAUAUUUUACCAGUUUUGCUGAAAUGGCGGGGCACUGAUAUUUGGAAGAUGAGAUAUGGAAAGAAAAUGAAGCUAGAGACAAUAGUUUAACUCAAAUUGUACUGCCUCAAGACUACUGAUUACUACUGUAAUGGUCUAGUUAUGCAGUAAGAAUAUAUUUUUAGUAGUCUACUUUGGCCUUGGAGGUUAUAAACUAGCACAUGCACUCAUGUCCAAAUGAAAAAAACCUGUUCUUGAGCAAUACCUAAAACCAAGAACAUGUUUUCUGAUUGAAAUAAUGUUUACAAUAAUGCAUCUAUAAUUAUUUUGUUUUUGGAACAAAUGUUUGCUGAAUGUAAGGAGAGGAGACUUAGUAAUGUUUUCAUUUAUAUUUAUUUUCCUUUAUUUAUUUAUUUUUUCAGGCAUUAAAAUGGCACUGUGUAGAAUUCUGCCUGUCAAAAAUAAUAUGACUCGUCUCCUCCCCUAUUUUUCCCUUACCGAACAAAACCAGAAUAGUGUUAGAGGAGGCAAGAGAUGAGGUGGUUUGUGGAGGGAAGACUAGUACUACGAGUGUCUAUAGUAAGUAUGAAGAGAUUACAAGUCAAUUAAAAUAGAGAAUAUCUCAGGCACUUGAUUUUUUGAAUUGGUUUUAAAUAAGAGACAAUACAGAAGAUAAAUGGAAAUGGCAAAAUUCUAAUAAGGAGCCAUUAAAACAACAGAGAGAGACACCACUAACUAUACAAGAAAAAUGGAGACAACAGCGCCCAACAACACAGCAUACUGUACAUACAUUAUUAAUAAUAACAACAGGACCACAUGGCAGACAUACUAUAAACAGGCACAUGACAUUAUGUAGCUACAGGUUCCAGUAAUGUCAAGAUAUUUUCGUCUUAAAAUCUGUAUGAAUGAGAAUAAUAGCAUUUUCUUUUUGAAGGUAAAUGUCAAAAAUGCUAGAUGGAUUAUUUUUGUGUGUAUAGCAGGAAUGUUUGGUCCCUUUCAGAACAUUAUUAUUAUUAUUGUUUGAGAGUGAAUAUUAUAGUUGUUGCGGUUAAAUAAUCUUGUUGCGUCUCUUGGUUUAAAAACACAUUGGUUCUCCUCCAUAUUUAGACUUGGCAUGUUACUGUUAAGUUCUGGAAUUUAGUAUAUGUAUGACUAUCAGUUUCUGUAUCUGUUUACACUGAGUUGGCAUUACACAGAUUGGAUUUGGCAAAUCACAUGGAGUCAUUUUGGUCAGUAUUUCUAGGAACAUUUUCAAAUAAGCCCUGUAGUAUGAAAUAAAGAUGGAUGACAGAUAAAAUAAUAAAUGGAGGAAAAAAACUAUAAAUAAAACAAUUAAGCAAAUAACAUCCUAUCACGCUCACUGACAUGUAUAAAAAUGCUGUAUGCCCAGGUGACCUCGAUGUUGGAUCAAGAUGGCAAGUGGAAAUCUAAGUGACUAAAAGAGGGUUCAUUACUGGAUAUCUUGGAUGUCCCCCCCCACAUUGGAAACCUGGGAGAUAUUUUGGACUGGCGUGAUAGACUGGCAUCUCCACCACCAUCAUCAAAACACCAAACAAGGGACUAUCUUUUGGAAGUCAGGUGUUCCAUCCCUCCAGCAGAGUUCCAGAGACUUGUAGGAUCUAUCUCAAGGUGAUUGAAGCUGUUCUGGAGGCUUGUGGCCCACACUUUAUGUUGGUUUUUCCUUUAAUUUGUCACCCAUCACUAUAUGCAAGCAAGUUUAUUUAUAAAGCACAAUUUAUACA
Molecule: messenger RNA, 3483 nt
Organism: Esox lucius (northern pike)
Lineage: Eukaryota; Metazoa; Chordata; Actinopteri; Esociformes; Esocidae
Product: mitochondrial basic amino acids transporter
Exons: 6
Coding region: 568-1353 (261 amino acids)
Biological process (GO): mitochondrial L-ornithine transmembrane transport
Cellular component (GO): mitochondrion
Molecular function (GO): high-affinity L-arginine transmembrane transporter activity
Source: RefSeq, a predicted model, not a curated record